AUUGCCCCUGGAAUGAAUCUCUCAAGUGCUAUAAACUUGACUUGCACGAGCCAAGUCAUGAUUGAGAAUACCACCAUUGACAUAGUUUCUCUAGUUUGUAACUCAACUUCCACAAACUCAACUCCUGAACCAUCUGCAACGCCAACAUCGGAGCCAACAUCAACACCAGAAACAACACCAACGCCAACACCAGAGACAACACCAACACCAGAAACAACACCAACGCCAACACCAGAGACAACACCAACACCAGAGACAACACCAACACCAGAAACAACACCAACACCAACACCAGAGACAACACCAACACCAGAAACAACACCUACACCAACGCCAGAACCAUCAUCAUCAGAAAGCAAUGAAUCAAUAGACAGCAAUGAAUCGUCAAAAAGCAAUGAAUCAUCGGAUAGCAAUGAAUCAUCAGAUAGCAAUGAAUCAUCGGAUAGCAAUGAAUCGUCGGAUAGCAAUGAAUCGUCGGAUAGCAAUGAAUCAUAAUCACAAAACAGUCAUUGAGAAGAAAGUAAAAAGCCUCGGGAUUUUUGUUUUAACUGAUAAAAAAAAUGCACAGGGCUGCAAUGAGUUGCAAGUUC
Molecule: messenger RNA, 590 nt
Organism: Hemiscyllium ocellatum (epaulette shark)
Lineage: Eukaryota; Metazoa; Chordata; Chondrichthyes; Orectolobiformes; Hemiscylliidae
Exons: 2
Coding region: 13-495 (160 amino acids)
Source: RefSeq, a predicted model, not a curated record